AUGGAUGUUGUUGGUUCCCGAUUCAGACCAACUCAACAAGAGCUUCUAUGGCUUCUUGAGCGUAAGGCUUGUGGCGAAGAAAUUUCAACGCAUACAAACAACGUUCUUGAAAGAGAGUUAUACGGCGCUGAGGCUAGCAAGGAGCCCUGGAACCUCUUCUCUGACAUCCCCGAUAACAAGUGGGAGCUGUACGAUGAAUCGGCUGGUAAGAACAGCCAUAGCAGAAGGGUUGUUUUCGUUGUAACUAAACUAUCUCAGAUGAGCGCGAAGAGGAUUGGUAGAUCGGCCGGUUGCGGAACAUGGAACGCGGAGAUGACCAACAAGCCGGUGAUGGACUUACAAGGUAGCAAAGUUAUGGGAUAUCAUAAACAGUUAACUUACACGGUGAAAUCCAAGGCAAGGGGCAAAGGAUCUUGGUACAUGCACGAGUUUUCGCUGUCAGAGCAAGUUCUGAAACAACCCGGGAUUAAAAGCAGCGAUUACGUCAUCUGUCGCAUAGUUAAGGAUAACUCGAAAGAUUGUAAGAUAAAGGAUUCAUCCAAGGCUACUUCUACUUCUUCAGCACGUAAUGCCAAGAUGGUUGGCCGGAAGCGCAAGGAUAGUUGUGGCGACGUCAAAAUUCAUAAUCAAGGAGAUUAUUCAUCUACAGAAGUCAUGGGAUCAGUUGGAUAUCCUCAGCAGCAAAUAGCAGUUCUGUCUCAAAAUAAUGGUACUAUUAGCACUACUAUGGAUGAUGAAAGCAUGUCAUAUUCGGGGUGUAAUGAAGGUGUUGAUGAGCCACCAGUAAUUCAUCAGCAGGAAGAAGGAUUGCCGAUUCAACAUAAUUGUUACAAUAACUUUCACAACAAUAGUGCUAGUACAAGUAUGGUUGACGGUAGCAUGUCAUAUUCCGGGGAUGAGGAAGGUGCUGAUCGACAAGGAGUCCAUCAGCUGGAAGAAGGAAGUCAACAACCAUGGAGUGGAACAGCGAGUAGUUCUUAUAUUUUCUGCGAUGUUGCACCAUCACUACGAUCAACACCGAUUCAUGAUGAUCAACCGACGUAUAAUCUUCAUCAACAGCCAUGGACUGGAACUGCGAGUAGUGCUAGUACAACAAUGGUUGACGGAAGCAUGUCAUAUUCCAGUUAUGAGGAAUGUGCUGAUCGACAAGGAGUCCAUCAGCUGGAAGAAGCAAGUCAACAACCAUGGAGUGGAACUGCGAGUAGUUCUAAUAUUGUUCGCGAUGUUGCGCCACCACUACCAUCACCACCGAUGCAUGAUGAUCAACUGACGUAUAAUCUUCAUCAACAACCAUGGAGUGGAACUGCGUGUAGUGCUGGUACAACUAUGGUUGACGGAAGCAUGUCAUAUUCCGGUUAUGAGGAAGGUGCUGAUCGACAAGGAGUCCAUCAGCUUGAUGAAAGAAGGCAACAACCAUGGAGUGGAACUGCGAUUAGUCCUAAUAUUGUUUGCGAUGUUGUGCCACCACAACCAAUUCAUGAUGAUCAACCGACGUAUAAUCUUCAUCAACAACUUAUUGAGAUGUCAGACUCAUUUUUAGCUGGCUGGAACGCUGACGGAAUGAUGCCGGCGUUGUUUGAUAACAGCGACUCGUUCCAAGUGGAACAAGCAACAGAUACUUUGUGGAAUUUCCAAUAA
This is a messenger RNA of Oldenlandia corymbosa var. corymbosa, 1638 nucleotides long. Lineage: Eukaryota; Viridiplantae; Streptophyta; Magnoliopsida; Gentianales; Rubiaceae. The record is from the annotation of a GenBank genome assembly.